UAACGGUUAGGUGAACAACUAGAUCUUUACCCUGUGAAGUUAAGUACGUACUGACUGCAUGUUGGUGAUGGAUGGCCCAAUCCAACCAUGAGCAAGCAAAAGAAAUCCACCCCAAUCACUAGUGUGAGGAGCUUCAAGCUCAUCAGUCAGAGCCUGUCUAUCAAUGACAUCAACUUCAAGAAGCAAACCAUCUCCGGGACCACGGAGCUGGAGGUGCUCCCCCUGACUGGGACGGGGAAGCUAUCGAAGGUGAGCCUCAACUGCAAGCAGAGUAGGAUCAUCCAAGUUACUGUGGAGACUCAGUACAGUGCCAAGUACUCCUACGUUGACCCCCUACUCUCAGUCUGCCCCCCUGACACCAAGAAACGCAACCUAGAGUAUUAUGACCACGCCCACCAGGAGAAGCUGUGGUCAUGUGACCCCGACAGCGGACCCACGGCCGGAGAGCUCACCAUCAAGAUACCCAAAGAUGUGUACAGCACUCCAGGACUGAGAGAUUUCAAGCCUCUAAGGAUCCUGAUAGAGUUCUCUCUGGAGCAGCCCAAGGGUGGAGUGCAGUUUGUGAUACCACCUGGAGGCUCUGUGGAGCAUACUCAUAUGUACACCUACGGCUGGGAGAACUCCUCAAGGCUAUGGUUUCCGUGUGUGGACACGCACACUGAGCUGUGCACCUGGUCACUUAAGUUUGUAGUUCCUCCUCAUAUGACCGCAAUCAGCGUAGGAGACCUGACAGAACAGCUCAUCUCCAGCGAUGGUCGCAGGAAGGUGUUCCACUACAGUCUGACCAUCCCCACGUCCGCCCCCUGCAUAGGCUUCACUGUGGGGGGAUUCGAGGUGCACCCUGACCCCGUAAUGCAGGAGGUCACUCAUUUCUGUCUCCCUGGAUUAAUGCCCCUGCUCAAACACACGGUGCAGUGUGCGCAUGAGGUGUUUGGAUUAUUUGAGGAGCUUCUGAGCAGUCGUUUCCCGUACUCCAGUUACAAGAUAGUGUUUCUAGACCACACCUAUCAGAGCACCGCCAGCUAUUCCACCCUCAGCCUGUUCAGUGUGAACCUUCUCCACUCUGCUCGUGUCAUAGAUCAGGUGAUCCCCACUCGGAGAGCUCUAGCUCACGCUAUUGCUAGGCAAUACUUUGGCUGCUACGUCUUACCUCAAUCAUGGAGUGAUUGGUGGUUAACGACUGGGGUCUCCCAUUUCCUCGCUGGACUCUACUGUCGCAAGGUGUUUGGAAGCACGGAGUACCAACAUUGGGUACUCACCGAGCUACAAGGAGUCGUCAAGGCGGAGUCUGAGAGCCACCUCUCCCCUCUGUCCGAUAGUCUGGCCUCCACACCCUCAGGCUACAGCGGAGGUUUCACUCACCCCAACCUAGUGGGGGACAGGAGGUUGGCCGUGCUCACGUCAAAGGCUCAUCUGGUCAUCAGAAUGAUACAACUCAAAGUGGGCAACGACCUUUUCUUACAGGUGUUCAACAAACUGUUGUCCUUGGCCUCCUCUGCCAGUGGUAGCUCUGACAUGGGCCUGUGGAGCAACCUUCUUGUCUCCACGUCUGCAUUUGUGAAGUUGAUUCUGACCGUGUCUGGCAAGGACCUCACGGCUUUCAUGGAGCAGUGGGUGUGUCGUGGUGGAGUUCCACGUUUCCACGCCUCCUUCACGUUCAUACGUAAGAAGAACAUCAUUGAACUGAAACUGAAACAGGACACGUCCAAGGGACAGCCGAGCUUUGUGGGUCCAAUGACAGUCGUGGUACAAGAGUUCGAUGGUUCCUUCUCUCACACCAUCCAGGUUGAGGAGAGUACCACCUCUCACGAGCUGCAGUGCCACUCCAAGAUCAGGAAGGCCAAGAAACGCAAAGUGCCUCUGGGUCACGGUGAGGAGGUGGACAUCGAUAUCUCCAGUCUAGACUCAGAGGUCCCUGUACUGUGGGUGAGAGUGGACCCUGAGUUUCAAUGGCUGCGGCAGGUCUUCAUGGAGCAGUCGGACACCGUCUGGAACUGUUUGCUCAAGUUUGAAAGAGAUGCUUGCAGUCAGUUGGAGGCACUGCAGGCAUUAGAGGGCUUCCCCUCAUCCUCCACUAAGGAUAUUUACAGAGACACUCUGCUGAAUGGACACUUCUACUAUAGAGUCAGGAUGCAGGCAGCACAGAGCCUGGCCAAGUACCUUGUGGACACAGCCGGGUCUGGUAGCUCCCCCACGUUCCUGGUCUCUCUCUUCCAGCGGCUGUUUGGUUCCAACUCUCAUCAGAGUAUCAUCAGGUACAACGACUUCUUUGAUAUCACAGCCUACCUCCUGCAAAAGGCCCUCCCCCUGUGUAUCUGUGGACUGCGUACAGUUCACAAGCAGACCCCACGUGAGGUGGUGGGCUUCAUCAUGGACCUCUUCAAGUACUCGGACAACCAUAACAACAAAUUCUCUGACGGCCAUUACACGAGUGCCCUGAUUGAUGCUCUUGCGACCACCAUCACUCCAAUGGUGGCCAUGUCAGUGCCUCAGGGGGUAGAUGUCUCAAAGACACCAGCUCUGGCCCUCAGUAGAGAAAUGCAGUAUGUCCUCCAGGAGAUAGUGCAGAGACUGAACAUUGAGAAAGUGCUGCCCUCCUAUCACAAUACAGUCACUGUGAGCUGUUUGAAUUGCCUGAGGGUGCUCCAGAGGAACGGCCACCUCCCCUCUGACAGUAGCCUUUUCAAGGAGUACACAGCUUCAGGGAACUUUAUUGAAGUUCGAGAGGCAGCCAUCAAAUCAAUAGUGGACAUUGUACAGUCUGAGCAGAGUGACAGUGACCUCACGUUCCUGUUGGAUCUCAUUGAGAGCAAUGAGCCGAGAAUACAGUUGAUUGUAAUGAGGGAGCUAGCCACCCACCCUCCGUUUACCAGAAGGACUGACUCUGCCCUCGAUACUCUACCCCUCGUGGAGAGACUCUGGUCACUGCUCAGCUCCAAGUUCUAUUACGAUGUCAGAUUAAGAAAUGCGUUAGUUGACCUAUACAGUUCUCUGUACGGCAGACUGACCCCUACUUGCGUGCCAGAGGGGUUGGGUAUGGUCAUUGACCUGAAGGAGAGAGUGGCUCGCUCAAGUUUGACUGCUCCUGUCAUGAGCCCCAAGACAGCCGACGAGUCACCACUAAUGAAAGGGGCUUCCUCAUCAGGUGGUGGUCGUGGUGGCCCCGCCUCUCCUGCCUCCGUAUUGUCUCCUGGUGCUCCAAUGCUUCGGAUAACACCGCCCGAGCAUCCUCAAGUGGUGGCUAUUCGCUCGGGGCAGUCCCAACCACACUCCUCCCUCUCACUCAAGAUCAGCACGGCUCAUCUUAGGGGAAUUUCCCCCUCGUUAAUACUGCCUGAUGACAUCAUGGACAGGAGUCGCACUGCAAGUCCUGAGUCAGCACUUUCUCCAGGCACUGUUGGGAGUGAUGAGUCAGCAACUACGAGUCCCUAUCAGCCCAAGGCAAAGAGGCACAAGGGAGAACACAAACAAAAGCACAAACACAAGAAGAAGAAAUCUAAAAAGAACAAGCAUAAACACAAGCACAGCUCCAAGGACUUCAUAGAUGUAGAGUCCAUUGACUGAGUGCAUGAUCAUCACUUUUGUUAGUUUAACCCUUAAUUUGUGAAACGGAAAGGAACAGCUGUCUCUCACACCACAAACAAUUAACAAAGGAACUGUCUCUUAUAUAAUUAUCACAAACAAGUCUCACUUACCAAGUGCAUGCUCUUGUGAGGUGUAUUAUAACGAGUGUAUAACGUAACUGAAAGAA
Molecule: messenger RNA, 3751 nt
Organism: Halichondria panicea
Lineage: Eukaryota; Metazoa; Porifera; Demospongiae; Suberitida; Halichondriidae
Product: transcription initiation factor TFIID subunit 2-like
Exons: 31
Coding region: 88-3564 (1158 amino acids)
Biological process (GO): transcription initiation at RNA polymerase II promoter
Cellular component (GO): transcription factor TFIID complex
Molecular function (GO): RNA polymerase II general transcription initiation factor activity; chromatin binding; metallopeptidase activity
Source: RefSeq, a predicted model, not a curated record